Molecule: messenger RNA, 157 nt
Organism: Closterium sp. Naga37s-1
Lineage: Eukaryota; Viridiplantae; Streptophyta; Zygnematophyceae; Desmidiales; Closteriaceae
Source: the annotation of a GenBank genome assembly
UUGCCAACUGCUGGAGGUGGCAAGGCCCUAUUGGAGGAUACGUUGGGGUAUUCACCGAAACCCACCUAUAGCAGACGAGUUGCUAUGCCACCGCACCUGUUCUUAUCCAGCCCAACUUGAAGCACCACCCAGUCUAGUGCUUACCAGGUGCCUUACA